ACUCUGUGCGCGCAUUAGGAGUUGUUGGCAUUGCUGUGAGCUCACUCUUUUCGCUCUUUCUCCGCAGUCACAACUCAAAGCGAGGGAGAGAGAGUGAAGUGAUCGCUUCGCUGUUCUAAUCGCCGUUUCAUUGCCGGAAAAUCUGAGAUCUCUCAAUCUCCGACGACCUUUGUAACUCUCUUUUUUCUUCAGUGAGUGUUAGGUUAGGGUUUAUAUAUAUGGCUUCGGAGGAUGUGAAGACCGGGGAAUCCGCGGUAACGAAGAUCGUUAAUCUGGCUGAGGAAGCGAAGCUCGCUAGAGAAGGUGUUGUCAAGGCUCCAAAUUACGCCCUCGCUAGCAUCUGCAAAAGCCUUGUCGCCGGUGGAGUCGCUGGAGGAGUAUCACGUACUGCAGUUGCUCCACUGGAACGCUUAAAAAUUUUGCUACAGGUCCAGAAUCCUCAUAACAUUAAAUACAACGGAACAAUACAAGGCCUAAAAUAUAUAUGGAGAACUGAAGGUUUCCGUGGACUAUUCAAAGGGAAUGGUACUAAUUGUGCUCGAAUUGUCCCUAAUUCUGCUGUGAAGUUCUUCAGCUAUGAGCAAGCUUCUAAGGGUAUACUGUAUAUGUACCAGCAGCAAACUGGAAAUGAGGAUGCUCAGCUGACUCCUCUUUUACGUCUUGGAGCUGGAGCAUGUGCUGGAAUAAUUGCUAUGUCUGCCACUUAUCCAAUGGAUAUGGUUCGAGGCAGGAUUACUGUACAGACUGACAAAUCGCCUUAUCAGUACAGAGGAAUGUUCCAUGCUCUGUCUACUGUGCUUAGGGAAGAAGGUCCUCGUGCUUUAUAUAAGGGCUGGCUUCCUUCAGUUAUUGGAGUUAUUCCUUAUGUAGGUCUCAACUUUGCUGUCUAUGAGUCUCUAAAAGAUUGGUUAAUUAAAUCCAAACCUUUUGGUCUAGUAGAAGAUUCUGAGUUGAGUGUGACAACACGACUGGCCUGUGGUGCUGCUGCUGGAACUGUUGGACAAACUGUUGCUUACCCUCUUGAUGUCAUUCGUCGAAGAAUGCAGAUGGUCGGUUGGAAUCAUGCUGCAUCUGUUCUAACUGGUGAUGGGAGAGUCAAAGUCCCUCUUGAAUACACUGGAAUGGUUGAUGCAUUUAGGAAAACUGUUAGGCAUGAAGGAUUUGGUGCUUUAUACAAGGGUCUGGUGCCCAACUCUGUAAAGGUUGUCCCAUCGAUAGCAAUUGCAUUUGUAACAUACGAGGUGGUGAAGGACAUUUUAGGAGUUGAGAUCAGAAUAUCAGACUAAAGAGACCGCAUGAUAUCUGUUCACCCGGUGUGGUUUUUCUUUUCUUUUUCUGUAGGCAAGGGGAUGCAGAGAUGGUAACUUACUGUUAUUUUCUUGUUUUUCAUCUCUCCAAGGAUGAGUUUAGAAACUCUUAGAGCUAGUUUCUAUAAAUUUAUUCCCUUGUUCCUAUUUGUUUUCCUUGUGAACGUGCUGUAGUUUUCAGGUUAUUCAUCUUCUAUGUCAAUAAGUGUUGUGGAAAAACAAUGCAAGGACAUAUAUAUGUGCCUAGCUUUCUGCGCUAGUUGAAAAAUCAUUUUUCUUAGUGGAAUUUGCAUUAAAUAUUUGCUUGCCCUCCCGCCCCCUACCUAUCAUAGAAAUAAUACUUUUUUAAUGAAUGGGUUACAACAUUUGCAUUGGUGUGUCUAAAAGGACAGGUUAAUGCAAUGAAUAAUAAUCUCAUUUUACUUGUUUAACCAUUUUGUCGUGGGUUUUGCCAUGAAAAAAUAGGACCUUUUAACAUUUAGUUAUUACUGCAAUUUAAUUGAUGAGAUCACGUUUCAAUUCAUAGAAUGGAGGCACACGCACUAUGUUCUAUUACUCUUCUUUUGGGAGUCAAUUAGAAAUAGCAGUGUUAGACAAACACAUUAUUACUCCUUUGUUAGCUAUUUAAGUGUUAAGUACGCCUUAUCUACCCAUUUAUGCUUAACUGAAUUUUGUUACCCAAACUAUUCACCAUUCAAAGACGAAGCUAGGACGUCAAGUGCGCAAUGGAGAUUUAGGCACAAAUAAUGUAUAGUUGAUAACUAUAUAUAAUAGGAACAAGUAGUCAUUUUCUCUUCAUUUCUAGUCUAACAUAACGUGUAUCGUCUUUUGGUAUUUUGAUUGCAUGAUGAAGGACAUCUGAAAUGCAAAAUGUCAGAUGAGCCCGUGGGUACAAGAGCCGACUAUUAAGUGCUGGUCCGUCAUAAUCCUUUCCGUCCCACUGAUCCAAAGCUUCUGAUGGUAUUGGCACAACAACAUGUUGACCAACGUUUGAAAACAAAUUUUGUGGGGACGUUCGUGCUUCUCUCUCUGAUGUCUAUCGUUGGAGUUCUUUGUCACGUUGAUGAUGACCUCUCCAGCUUGAUCUCACAUAUCUCUCAAUUUGUAAUUUUGAUGUACAAGCUGUAGCUCCUGCAACCGGAUGCACUUACAUUACGCUCACUCUCCUUAAAUCUACGCAGUCAUCAAUCGUGAUUGAAAUUGACACUUGCAUUAUACAGGCAACAUGUUUAGCUGGGCUAGAGACGCGUUUGUCUCAUACAAGCAACAUGUUUAGCUCACUCUCUCCUCUUCGUACUCUAUCAUCCUUUUUAUUUCAGUGUCUCUUUCCCCUGCUCUACCAUAUAACCUAUAUUGAAAACAAAUGUAUUAUGAAUUCCAAAUUAAUUAAUGUGUGUCUAUGCAUAUUCACCAAUAAAACUCGCCUUGGGAGAGGAUUCCCCGCAUACAUCACGGGAUUUAUUUGAAUCUACAUU
Messenger RNA from Abrus precatorius (Indian licorice), 2782 nucleotides. RefSeq names its product mitochondrial adenine nucleotide transporter ADNT1-like. Gene Ontology annotation, biological process: transmembrane transport. The record is from RefSeq and is a predicted model, not a curated record. NCBI's taxonomy places the organism in Eukaryota, Viridiplantae, Streptophyta, Magnoliopsida, Fabales, Fabaceae. The transcript has 8 exons. Bases 219 to 1286 code for a protein of 355 amino acids.